AUGGUCGGAGCGAAACCAGCGAAAGAUGUUCUUGAACCGAUCUACACCGGAAUGCGGAAGGACAUAGUGGAGCUGUAUAAGCGUUUUCAAGAGGGUAAUACGGCUCGUAUCGCGCAUUUUCGCACCGUUUUUAGGUCAAUGCACUUCGAGAAGAUCUUUGCGGGGCGUUUGGAUCCUGGAGAGCAUGUCGAGUUCACCGAGCGGCUUCUCCAAAUGGCGGCGAGCUACAUGCACCCAUUUCCCACGGCGGCGCCAUCUGUAUUUACCGAGAGAGUUCCGGUGGAUUGUCAUCAUACUACCCAGCUCGCAGCGGUCGCCGGCAAUCCGGACGAGCCGCAGCCGCGUGAGCUGCUCGAGCGCAUCUUCGGCGUCUAUCUCACCUAUUCACUUUACUUUCUGCAGCCGUCUGACUAUGUCGUUCCGAUUCGCGUAACCCCAGUCCAGAUGAUUGAAAUGACCCGUUUGCAACGAGAGUUGAUUCACGAAAAUCACCUGGAUACUGUAGCGACUCUGCUGAAGCUGCAUGCUUACAAGGCGUUCGUCUUAGCGCCGUUCGCGAGCUCGUAUGACUAUGUGACCCACCGCCGUUUCGAGCUUUCUGAAGAUGAAUUGCUGCAGCUGCAAGUAUUGUCCGAGGUCAAUCCAGCGGUCAACUUUACAAGUCAACUAGAACGGAUCAAAGCCGCGAUGCAAUCCUCCCUCGAAGCCCUCAGUUCUCCGCCAAAGGAAUCCAAUUCGUCCGAGAAUACCAGGAGUGACAUUCGGAACCGAGCUUAUUCCGGAAAGGUGCAGCAUAGCAGAAACCGGAGAUACGCUGAUCCGGAAAUGGUCCCCGGCGCUUAUACAGAAAUAAAGGAAACAAAGGUCACUGCACUGAAUUCAAACGAAGUAUCGGCCGCAUCAACCAGUGCUGCUACGCAGGAGCCGGAGGAUCCGCAACUGGAUCAAACAGCGGAUCAAAGCGAUCAAGAUGAAGCCGAUCUAUUGCGCAUGAUCAAUGAUGAAGAAUCGGCGUCUGAAAGUAGCCCGACAAAGCGCAAACGAGCAGGCAACAGGCCAACCCCGGUCAAAAUCAAGAGACCCACAAUCGAAGAUAAAAAAUUGAAAGAGCGACUUCGCGUGUCGAUUACCCCUACAGCAUUGACAAAGGCGAACAACCGGCUGAUGGAGCGUUUACGGCGCUCUACGCGCGGAGAGGACUCGAUGGAA
Mesorhabditis spiculigera is the source of this 1209-nucleotide messenger RNA. The record is from the annotation of a GenBank genome assembly. Lineage: Eukaryota; Metazoa; Nematoda; Chromadorea; Rhabditida; Rhabditidae.